Messenger RNA from Mastomys coucha (southern multimammate mouse), 423 nucleotides. RefSeq names its product trafficking protein particle complex subunit 2-like. NCBI's taxonomy places the organism in Eukaryota, Metazoa, Chordata, Mammalia, Rodentia, Muridae. Gene Ontology annotation, biological process: endoplasmic reticulum to Golgi vesicle-mediated transport. The record is from RefSeq and is a predicted model, not a curated record. Bases 1 to 423 code for a protein of 140 amino acids. Gene Ontology annotation, cellular component: nucleus; cytoplasm; TRAPP complex. The transcript has a single exon.
AUGUCUGUAAGCUUCUAUUUCGUAAUUGUUGGCCACCACGAUAAGCUCGUGUUUGAAAUGGUAUUUUUGCCAGCUGGGAAAGCAGAAUCCAAAGAUGAACAUCGUCAUCUGAACCGGAUCAUAGCUCAUUCUGCUCUGGACCUCAUUGACGAAAACAUCUGGCUUUUCAACAACAUGUACUUAAAAACUGUGGACAAAUUCAAUGAGUGGUUUGUCACAGCAUUUGUCACUGCUGGGCACAUGAGGUUCAUCAUGCUGCACUACGUGAGGCAAGAAGAUCGAAUCAAGAACUUCUUCACUGAUGUCUAUGAUUUAUAUAUCAAAUUUGCCAUGAACUCCUUUUAUGAGCCAAAUUCUCCUAUUCAAUCAAGUGCAUUUGAAAGAAAAGUUCAGUUUCUUGGGAAGAAACAUCUUUUAAGCUAA